UUAUUUAUAAAAUGCCCUGCUUCUGAUUCACUUGAUUGCUUCUCAGGCUCCAACAGGGGGACAAAAUGAAGCUUUGGGUGCUUGGUAUUUUUCUGUUUUUAUGUAGUUCCCCAGCCUGGACAAAAGAUAAGCACUAUUACAUUGGAAUUAUUGAAACUACCUGGAACUACGCUUCGGACAGUGAGGAAAAGAAACUUGUUUCGGUUGACACAGAGGGUUUCAAUUUCUAUCUUCAAAGUGGCCCAGACCGAAUUGGAAGAAUAUACAAAAAGGCCCUUUAUAUUCAAUACACAGAUGGAACUUUUAAGACAACCAUAGAAAAGCCAGCCUGGCUAGGGUUUCUAGGCCCUGUCAUCAAAGCCGAAGUUGGGGAUACAGUUUAUGUACAUCUAAAAAACUUUGCCUCCAGGCCUUACACUUUCCAUUCACAUGGAAUCACCUACUAUAAGGAGCACGAAGGGGCCCUCUACCCGGAUAACACCACCAGCCUUCAAAGAGCAGACGACAAAGUGCUUCCAGGACAGUCGUACACGUACAUGCUGCUUGCCACGGAGAACCACAGUCCCGGGGAGGGAGACAGCAACUGCGUGACACGGAUCUACCAUUCCCACAUCGAUGCUCCCAAGGACAUCGCUGCAGGACUCAUUGGACCUUUAAUAAUCUGUAAAAAAGAUUCUCUAGAUAAGGAGAAGGAAAAGAACGUGGAUCAAGAGUUUGUGGUAAUGUUUUCCGUGGUGGAUGAAAACCUGAGCUGGUACCUAGAAGACAACAUCAAAGCUUACUGCUCGGAGCCAGCCAGCAUCGACAGGGACAAUGAAGAGUUCCAGGAGAGCAACAGGAUGCACUCUGUGAAUGGAUAUGCUUUUGGAAGUCUGCCAGGACUCUCCAUGUGCGCAGAAGACAGAGUGAAAUGGCACCUUUUUGGUAUGGGCAAUGAAGUCGAUGUGCAUGCUGCUUUCUUCCAUGGGCAAACAUUGACUAACAAGCAGUACCGUGUAGACACGAUCCAUCUCUUUCCUGCUACCCUGUUUGAUGCUUUUAUGGUGGCCCAGAACCCCGGAGAAUGGAUGCUUAGCUGCCAGAAUCUAAACCAUCUGAAAGCUGGUUUGCAGGCCUUUUUCCAGGUCCGUGACUGUAAGAAGCCCUCCUCAAAAGACAGUACCCAGGGGAAACACGUGAGACACUACUACAUUGCUGCCGAGGAGAUCAUCUGGAAUUACGCUCCCUCUGGUGUGGAUGUCUUCACCAAAGAAAACUUAACAGCUCCUGAAAGCGACUCAAGGGUAUUUUUUGAACAAGGUUCUACAAGAAUCGGUGGCUCUUAUAAAAAACUGGUUUACCGUGAGUACACAGAUGCGUCCUUCACAAAGCGAAAGGAAAGAGGCCCGGAGGAGGAACAUCUUGGCAUCCUGGGUCCUGUCAUUUGGGCAGAAGUGGGGGACACCAUCAAAGUCACCUUCUACAACAAAGGACCAUACCCCCUCAGUAUUGAGCCAACCGGGGUGAGAUUCAACAAGGACAAUGAGGGCGUGUACUAUGCGUCACAUUCCAGUCCCCAGGGGGGAGGUCCACCUCCUCAUCCGGCCUCCCAUGUGGCACCCAAGGAAACCUUCACCUAUGAAUGGACUGUCCCCAAAGAAGUGGGACCCACGUACGCAGAUCCCGUGUGCCUGUCUAGGAUGUAUUAUUCUGCCGUGGAUCCCACGAAAGAUAUAUUCACUGGGCUUAUUGGGCCAAUGAAAAUAUGCAAGAAGGGAAGUUUACAUAAGAAUGGGAGACAGAAAGACGUAGACAAGGAGUUCUAUUUGUUUCCCACGGUAUUUGAUGAGAACGAGAGUUUACUGCUGGAUGAUAAUAUUAGAAUGUUUACAACUGCGCCUGAUCAGGUGGACAAAGAAGACGCAGACUUUCAGGAAUCCAAUAAGAUGCACUCGAUGAACGGAUUCAUGUACGGUAAUCUGCCUGGUCUCAGCAUGUGCCGAGGAGACUCUGUCGUGUGGUACUUGUUCAGCGCUGGAAACGAGGCCGAUGUACACGGGAUAUACUUUUCAGGAAACACAUUCCUGUCGCAAGGAGAAAGAAGAGACACAGCCAAUCUCUUCCCACAAACGAGUGUGACACUUCUCAUGCGACCUGACACAGGAGGGACUUUUGAUGUCGAGUGCCUGACCACCGACCACUACACGGGUGGCAUGAAGCAGAAGUACACUGUGCGCAGCUGCGAGCAGCGGCCUGAGGAUCCCGCCCCCUACCUGGAGGAAAGGACCUACUAUGUGGCCGCGCUGGAGGUGGAAUGGGAUUACUCGCCUCACAGGGCUUGGGAGGAGGAGCUGCACCACUUACAAGAGCAAAAUGUUUCCAAUGUAUUUUUGGAUAAGGGAGAGUUCUACAUAGGCUCAAAGUACAGGAAGGCUGUGUACCGGCGCUUCACCGACAGCUCCUUCCGCGUCCCGGUGGGCAGAACUGCUGAGGAGGAGCACCUGGGGAUCCUAGGUCCACGGCUCCAUGCAGACGUCGGAGACAGAGUCACGAUCAUCUUUAAAAACAUGGCAACAAGGCCCUACUCCAUACAUGCCCACGGGGUGAAGACGGACAGUCCCACGGUGACUCCCACGGCACCAGGUGAAACUCGCACUUAUGUAUGGAAAAUCCCAGAAAGAUCUGGUGCUGGAACAGAGGAUUCGCCCUGCAUCCCGUGGGUUUACUACUCGACUGUGGAUCGCGUUAAGGACCUCUACAGUGGAUUGAUUGGCCCGCUGAUUGUUUGUCGGAGACACUACAUGAAAGUAUCCAAUCCCACCAAGAAACUGGAAUUCUCCCUUCUGUUCCUAGUAUUUGAUGAGAAUGAAUCUUGGUACUUAGAUGACAACAUCAAAGCCUACUCUGCCCACCCUGAGAAAGUAAACAAAGAGGACGACGAAUUCAUAGAAAGCAACAAAAUGCACGCCAUUAAUGGGAGGAUGUUUGGAAACCUGCGAGGCCUCACCAUGCACGUGGGAGAUGAGGUCAGCUGGUACCUGAUGGGGAUGGGCAAUGAGAUAGACCUGCACACGGUGCACUUCCACGGCCACAGCUUCCGGUACCAGCACAGGGGCGUUUACAGCUCUGAUGUCUUUGACAUUUUCCCUGGGACGUACCAAACCCUAGAAAUGUUUCCCGAAGUACCUGGAAUCUGGUUACUCCACUGCCAUGUGGCCGACCACAUUCACGCUGGGAUGGAAACUACUUAUGCCGUUCUACCCAACAAAGAAACCAAGUCUGGCUGAAUGAAAAAAUUUGGUGAUAAAGUGGAAAAACAAAAACCAAAGAUUCAUAACAAUGUAUGUGAACAUGUUGAAUAGAACAUUACUUUGGAGUGGCUAUAAACAUUAAUAAAAGACUGAAAACAUAAAAUCCUGUGCAUCUGUGGGGGAAACCGUGUUGCCUGCUACAGAUGGAGAGAUCCUCAGGCCAUUAAGACAUACAAAAUCUAUGACCAGAGAGCUGGCACGGUGGUCCCCCGAGGUUCACUGUGAAGGGUCAGACAGGUAGGUUCCCAACCAGCACCUUCCCACAGAUGCUGACAUCAUUUCUAAUGAGUCAGUGGGCAUGCAGGUGCAAGCUGUGGAGGAAGAAAGAAAAAUAAAAAGAUGCCAAUCUGAGUUCUGUUGAACCCUUAAGAAGACAGUCAAGGGAUAUUACCUGGAAUCGGUAAAGUCGAGAAACAUUGCCUAUGUCGAAUCCAGGUAAAAACAAAAUGAAGGUAAUAAAGUAAUACAUCAAGACCCUGCCACCAGCAGGAAAGCUUCAGAAGGUGCUGUGCCAGACAGUGGACAAGCGGGACUCCCGUGCAGCCCCAGCUGGAUUCAGUGGACACUCCGUGAGCUGACCUUGGACUCAAAACUUCCUAACAAGAGGUUAAAAAAGAAGACAGUCGUGACCAUCAUGAUGCAGUGCUUUAUUGUCACAAAUGCUCCAUGUGCAAGAGCAAUAGUGUACAGCAACAGGAAAUGGACACGGGGCUUGGGCUGGGAAACAUGCAUUCAACAACUCAUGCCAACAGCCAGACAGGAAGUGAACUUUGUGAACGUCUACUUCAACCCAUGCAGGAAAAAAAAGCAAGGGUUUAAAAGUAACAAUAUAAAGCUGGAUGAGCAGCCGGGUGCAGUGGCGCAUGUCUAUAAUCCCAGAGGCUCAGGAGGCUGAGACAGGAGGAUUGCCGGUUCAAAGUCAGCCUCAGCAACUUAGCAAGGCCCUAAGCAACUCAGUGAGACCCUGUCUCUAAAUAAAAUACAAAAUAGGUCUGGGGAUAUGGCUCAGUGUAGAGCACUUGGGUUCAAUCCCCAGUCCAAAAAGAAAAAUGAAAAGAAAAGAAAGUUUGAAAUCUUUAACUGUGGCAAAACAUUUACAUCUUCUUCAAGAGAAUAAUAUUAUUUUUGGAAAGUAAUCCAAUAUAGAAAUCUGGAAAAAUUCAGAAGAUAAAAAUUCUGGCACACUAAAGUAACAUUCAAACAAACUUGCAAAAUGUUUCCUUGGGUGUUCCUGGGAUGGAAAAAGAUUGUCAUGCCUCCAAAAAUAAGAAAUUGGUGGUGUUCUCUGGAAUAAAAAUCAGUAUCCACCUUUAAAUGCAUGGCUUCCUUGAAGAAUUCUUAUAUCCUGAAGCUCUUUUACAUUCUGGACAAUUAAAAGGAUUCAGUUUCUAAAUCUAGAAACCAGUGGUUACCCACUGCAUGGUAUGGUAAGCAUCCUGAAAGAAUCUGAGAUGUACAAAAAAUGCAAAAAAACCCAAAAAAGCCCUUUGCUUGUAGCUGCACUGGCAAUGAAUUCUUAAAAUGCAGCUUCACGUGCUACUUUCAAGAUACUUCAAGUCAAUGAUUUUUUGCGACUGCAGUAAAGAAGAUAGGGCAAGAAGAACGCAGCCGUGCCAUCUUCCGGGAGGACGUUCAAGAAAUCCCUGAGUUCCAGUUCCACAGCGACAACGGACAGUGCUUCUGUUUGUGGGAAAGAAAAUCUGUUAGACCCAAAAGCCCAUCUUUAAUCUAAUUCUCUCGAUCCCUCAUUUGAUUAAUCAGAAGCUGGUCCAGGAGACAAAAUGUUACAACUACAAAGAACAGUCUCCUACGGCCACAAAUGACUGUGUGGUUUUAACAACUUCUAACUUAUCCUUUCCAGAUGCCUCUGAAGUUGACUUUGUAUCAGCCUCAUGAGAUCUAGAGUUCCUCUUUCAUUGCUGGAUUACUAGGUUAUUUUUCAAAAAUAAAUUUCUACUGGUCUCUAAAGAGAAAUGUAACCAUCCGGACACUGCCUAAUGUUCGCACCACCCUGCAGGAAAUAUACAUUGAUGUUUGCCAGGCCAGAAAACACCAUAACUGCUGGAUGACACGGUCCUGUAUCAGUUCCUCUCCAUUAUGAGAUUCUGACAUCAUUAAUAAGUACACAUCUGCCUUCGCGACCAUCUAUGUGCCUUUUUUCUAAACUGCCAAGGUGCUCCGGUGAACAUGUCCGACGCUAAGGGAUGCAUCGAGUGUACCUGAAAGGUAAAUGUGCAUUUCUUGAUUCUAUUACUUCUUAACAGAUGUGCACUUCCCUCUUCUAGAGAGAAGAGUGAAGCUUAGGAGCAGUGUUCCCAAUAAACACCUCUGGUCUCAUGGCUCCAAGCACACUUCAGGGCCAUUUCCAGGAGUCCUCGCAUGCCCACGGCUUGCUCUACGUAAAACCAGCUCAGAGGCAUCUGCCCGACAUUAGUAAUCUUAACCAUCCUUCACACAGAGGAGCCUCCUGCCCUUGUUGCUGAGAAGUUAUGACUGCACCUGCGGUGGCAGUAGAAAGAUCCUGAGCUCUGGAACCAUUGGUCCAGGGAAGGAAUUCAGAUUUCAACCUGCUCCCUUGCCGAGUGACUUAGAGGGAGUCAUUUAAUCCUUCGAGUCCCAGUUUCCUCAUCGGUAAUGUGUUUAGUUUGUGGUGUGGUAACCGGGGCAGUGCCACUGGCAUCCAGCAGGCAGAGGCAGAGAUGCUGUUUAGGAUCCUAACAUGCACACGGGAGAUCACACAAUGUUCCCCCGCAAAACGCCAAGGUUGGAAAUGCUGCAGUAAGAGAAAAUCCGAGCUCCUACACAUCCUACAUGAGCCCGUCCCUCAUCUCCAAGCUCACUCCCUUGCAGUUUUGCCCAACAUUUCACUUUAGAGUGACUCUUGAACUUCUCAUUAGUCCAGGGAUAUUAAAAAACUGGCUUGCUCUGGGUCACUCACUAAGUGGCACACCUGGAACUCAGUUCUAAUUCUUCAGACUCAAAACCUGGGCUCUUUUUUAGUGUGCAUAACUGCCAACAGGAACACCUCUAAGAAAUGGAAUGGAAGUUCUUCAGGUGUCUCACUUCCAAUCAAUCAAUAGCUACAGAAUGUCUCCAGCAGGAGCCCAUUGCUGCUGAGCAGACUGCACCGUGGAGCACAAAUCGAACACUGCCAGCUCUGUGGCACUGCAGCCUAACAGUGGUAAACCACACCCUGCGCCCAGCCUAUUAGUCACACACACACACACACACACACACACACACACGUGCGCACGCACGCUGGAGGAAUGAUUAUGGGUGAGGUAGGGAAGAAAGCAUGUGGAUGUGACCCAGAAGGAGGCUCGAUAGAUAACAGUGUUGCUGGGGUGUGAGGAUGGGGGCGUUUGCAAUGGAAGGUGGCCCACCAACACAGAACCAUCAGGGGUUAAUUGUGACUCGUUUUUGAUGUAAGUGGGGCAAAGCGAUCAGACACCUGCCAUUUCCAUCUUCUAAAGACUGAGGCACUCAGGAGGAUGAGGAGAGCAAAGAGUUGGUGGGCAGUCACCUUCUCCUUUCCCAAUCGUAAACGUGCCCCUUUAAGUGGGAUCUUCGGAGAAACAACGUCCCAUGGCCACUGGGUCUGCCUGAUGUUUUAAAAAUCUACUGCCUCAGCUGAAAAAUAUAAUCCCAGUACUGUCGAUUUCUAAUGUUCUGUGUGCAUCACAAUCAACAUAACCAUGCCUUCUGUAGCCAGGCAACAACUAACGAGUGAUAUUAACACACCACAGUGUAGAAAAUGAAAAUGGUACAUCGGUUAAGACUGAUAAAUGACUGAAUGACGAAAAUUCAAAUAACAACCUAUGCUGUAAAACGCUGUAUGACUUAGACAUUCAACUUUCAAACCCUUGAAGAAUUCAUCCUUCUUUGGUACUUACAAUUGUGUGUGUUAAUCCUAACUUUCUAUGUGAAGUAAAUUAAACACUCAGAUCAUUAAUAAAAGACGUGAUUGCCCCCUUGGCUAUACUGAAGUUGUGAAUUUCUGUAACUGCAAUAAUUUGUCGAACAUCUGAAAAGAUUAACUUAGAAGAAUACCAGCGCUGUGAGUAGAAAAGAUAAAUAAGGCACUGGGGCUGUGGUGCAGGGCAGGGCGCUUGCCUGGCACAUGUGAGGCUCUGGGUUCAAGUCUCAGCACCACGAAUCAAUAAAAUAAAGGUCCACCGACAACUAAAAAAAUAUUUAAAAAAGUAAAAGAUAAAUGAAUGUCAAAUGUGAUAAGGGGUAUACAGCUGCUACAAAUAAGCUCUUCAAAUGAUUCUGCAAGCCUUCUUCAUGCCACUUGAAAAAUCCCAUGAGAAACUUAGAGAAAGCAUGACUCCAGCAAGUUUAAAAUUGAAAUUACAGUUUAUAAUCAAGUAAAAGAGGAACCUGACCUUUCAGCGACGACAGGUAAAGUUGGUGCUUCUCUCCACCACGCCUUACUCUCUGACAAAGCUCAGGCAGCAGUUUUUUCCACCACAGAGUCUAGCUUAGAAAAAAAUGAAUAUAUUUUAGUUUGGCAUAUCUUACACUUCGCUUUCCAAUGUGAGCAAGAUUGUGCAGGAAAGCACGGGGCACAAUUACGUCGUUUGGUUAAGGAACUCAGUUUUGUGAUAACAGAAGUUAUUAUCCACAGCCCGUCUUCUGCCUCCACUAAAGGAAGAGUUCUGAAACUGGAAAUGUACCUAUGCACGUGGCUGCUUCCCAGAAGAAACAUAAGGGUGUCCUGUUACUACGUCUUAGGUGGCAAGAAGGAAGGAAAGAAGAAAAAGUACAUUAAAGUCUGAAACCCUGCUAAUUUCUAAACAUGAGACUUAAUUGCACAGAAAAUAUUUUCCCAUUAUGCAUUAUGUUUCCCAAUUCUUCAAGCAAUCACCUAUUUCAUCUCCCAAUGAGAGAUUUUCAAGGAUGAAACACAUCAUCAUCACACAUUUUAACAGUGUCUCACAGUAUCCAACACACGCCACUAAACAUGCCUGUCCGCUGGACUCAUGCGGCCCUGUGAAGUCAGACCAUCACAAACGUCCCUGCUAUGCAGAUGCGGCACCCAGAUCAUCAACUCUCACAACCACCGUCAAGCCUGAGAACGGAAUCCAAAAGCAUACCCGGUUCUCCUCCCUCAGCUCGUGAUUGGCGUAGGGAAUGACCGCCUGCGGGCACCUCUCGAGCAGCGUGUCCAGGCACCCCUCAUACUCCCUCAAGCGAGUACGGCACAGAACGUGGACACUAAGGCCAGCGGCGGUGUCUUCUGAGAGUGGCUCCAAGAACGGAAUGAUGGACGCUAUGUCGAAUGAAGGACCACAGAUAAGAGACUGGGAACAGAAAAGUAAAACGUUACGGAGCGAGGCAUCCAGACAACUGAAACACGCACACGGCACAAACUCUUCUUAAAACAAUGAAGACUAAACCUCACUUGCCAGAAGAAGAAUGUGAUUUUAGAGCACAUGUAUCCAGUCCUCAGUUAAUAAAUCUCAGUGGACCCAAGUUAAGUAAUUUUGUAUCCACCUCUGGUUUAAAGAAAUAAAGAUUUGUUUAAAAGAAAAUAAUCACUUUUAAAGUAAAAUAAUUUUAUUUACUUUGAAUGAACUGCAUAUUAAAACCGAGCAUUUUCUAGGACUCUAUCCUAAGGAAAUAAUGCACAUAGAGUUGUUCAGCACAGGAGUACUCUCAAAACUGAAAAAUCAGAAAUCCAAAUGUUCAACAAGAAGGGCUGUUAAGUCAAUUAUGGUACAUUCAUGUGUUCAAACAUUAUAUAGUCAUCAGAAUGAAGUUUUCAAAGGCUAGUUAAGGACAAAGUGCUCAUGAUAAGAUGAUGAGUAAGAAAAUCGUAUUUCAAGAUGAUGCCAGAGCAUGAUCAGCUUUGUGAAACCUACACAGGUACAUGCAGUACAGAAGUACCUCUGCCCGGCACUGCACUUAAACACACGUCAGCUCUGGGGGGACAAAGUCCACUUUCUGUUCUCAUUUAACAAUUUUAAUAAAUUUACAUUAAUAAAUUUUAAUAUAAAGUUAAAUAAAACUUAAAAUUCAAUAUAACAUCAAAAUAAAAUUCAAUGCUAAAAAGCUAAAGCGAUUUAGAAGUUGAUCAUUUGAAUCAAUACUAUUUGCCACAAGCUGAAUGACAGAGCAGGCAUUUCAGUAUUGAGAACUUUACUAGUACAUUACUAUUAAGCAAUGUUAGCAGUAUUUUAAAGUGUACAUGUAGUAUUUUUUAUUGUACCACCAAAAUAAUCUUCAUUUUCCCCUUCUGUAAGAGAAAUAGUCAUG
Molecule: messenger RNA, 9551 nt
Organism: Sciurus carolinensis (gray squirrel)
Lineage: Eukaryota; Metazoa; Chordata; Mammalia; Rodentia; Sciuridae
Gene: Cp
Product: ceruloplasmin
Exons: 19
Coding region: 66-3266 (1066 amino acids)
Biological process (GO): iron ion transport
Cellular component (GO): plasma membrane
Molecular function (GO): oxidoreductase activity; copper ion binding
Source: RefSeq, a predicted model, not a curated record